AUGAAGCCCAUUGGCAACAUCUACGCCAUCGCCGCCGUCGCGAUUGUUGGCGGUGGCCUGUUUGGUUUUGACAUCUCCUCCAUGUCUGCCAUAAUCUCCACGCAGCAAUUUCUCUGCUACUUCAACCAGUCCCCCGAGACGUAUGAUCCGACCAAGGACGUCCAGCAGUGCGCUGGCCCCAGGCCGGAUGUCCAGGGCGGCAUCGUUGCAUCCAUGGCUGGGGGCUCGUUCCUCGGCGCCAUCAUCUCUGGUCACCUGUCUGACAUCUUCGGCCGCAAGACGUCAAUUCAGAUUGGUUCCGUCAUCUGGUGUGUCGGAUCCAUCCUGGUCUGCGCCGCCCAGAACAUCCCCAUGCUCAUCGUCGGCCGCAUCAUCAACGGCCUCUCUGUCGGCAUCUGCUCCGCCCAGGUCCCCGUCUACAUCACCGAGAUUGCACCUCCCACCAAGCGUGGUCGCCUCGUCGGCGCGCAGCAGUGGGCCAUAACCUGGGGCAUUCUCAUCAUGUACUACAUCUCUUACGGGUGCUCCUUCAUUGGAGUCCAUGAGCACCCACCCUCGCCCACCGCGUUCAGGAUCCCCUGGGGCCUGCAGAUGAUCCCCGCCAUCUUCCUGUUCUUUGCCAUGUUCCUGCUUCCCGAGUCGCCGCGCUGGCUGGCGAAGAAGGACAGGUGGGAAGAGGCGGAGGAAGUUAUUGCUCUGGUGCAUGCCAAGGGCGAUAGGACACACCCUUUCGUCGUCUCAGAGAUGCAAGAGAUCAAAGACUUCUGUCAGUUUGAGAGGGAGAACGCCGAUGUGACCUGGCUAGAACUAGUGAAGCCCAAUAUGAUCUGGCGGACACAUAUUGCCGUCUUCACCCAGUUCUGGUCUCAGCUGACCGGCAUGAACGUCAUCAUGUACUAUGUCACCUACGUUUUUGCCAUGGCCGGCCUCUCUGGAAACGCCGGGCUCAUUGCAUCAUCAAUCAAUUAUGUGAUCAAUGUCUGCAUGACAGUUCCAGCUCUCCUGCUCAUUGACCGCAUUGGCCGGCGCCCUGCUCUUGUUGGUGGCGCAAUAUCCCUGUCCAUCUGGUGGUAUGCCACGGCCGGUAUUCUCGCUACCUAUGGCCAUCCUGCCCCGCCAGGCGGACUGAACCACGUCUCUGCCGAGUCGUGGGUCAUCUCUGGGCACGCGUCUAAGGCCGUCAUUGCCGCAUCGUAUCUCAUUGUAGCUUCAUUUGCUCCGACCUGGGGCCCGGUGUCGUGGACAUACCCGCCCGAGCUGUUCCCUCUUCGCCUUCGUGCCAAGGGUGUGUCCGUCUCCACUGCCGCCUGCUGGGCCAUGAAUUUUGCGCUUGGAUACUUCACCCCGCCAGCGUUCGUCAAUAUUGCUUGGAAAACUUACCUUGUUUUUGGUGUCUUUUGCACUGUCAUGGCAAUUCACUCUUUCCUGUGCUUUCCUGAGACAGCCGGAAAGCCACUGGAAGAGGUCGAGGAAAUUUUUGCUCUCAACACUCCAGCCUGGAAGACAAAGGGCGGCUUUGCUCAAGGGCGAGAGAUGGAGAAGGGUGAGCGAGCUACUGAGAAGCAGCUACAGUUUGCGCUGCACAAGGAGGACGCGUAG
This is a messenger RNA of Penicillium lagena, 1599 nucleotides long. RefSeq names its product sugar porter family MFS transporter. Gene Ontology annotation, biological process: transmembrane transport; carbohydrate transport. Gene Ontology annotation, cellular component: membrane. The transcript is spliced from 5 exons. Bases 1 to 1599 code for a protein of 532 amino acids. The record is from RefSeq and is a predicted model, not a curated record. NCBI's taxonomy places the organism in Eukaryota, Fungi, Ascomycota, Eurotiomycetes, Eurotiales, Aspergillaceae. Gene Ontology annotation, molecular function: carbohydrate:proton symporter activity.